AUGCCCUCUUUUACCUCUCCACGCGUAUUGCGAAUUGCCAGGUCCGAUGAUCCUGAGGCCUUUGUGUUAGUCCACGUCUCUCACACUGGCCCAGAGACACUCGACCUCGCUCUAACUGCGACCGAGGGCGAAUCUCCCUACACCGGCCUGGUGAAGCAAUCGCAACUCAGAGAUUUCCGCGCAAAGAACUACCAGGGCACCGACGAUGAAUGGUCUCAAGUUGUUGCCUUCAUUCUUGGUCAAGGUCAACGUCCAAUUCCAGCCAAUGGGACAGACUGGCCUGCAGGUGUUGAAGCCUCGGCCAACAUCUCGGGCGCCGGUGACGAAGAAAAAGAAAUCGUAAUUACUGUCCGAAAGCGAGUGGAGACAAUUACUCAAAGACUUGGCACAUUCGUUCUCAAGCAGGACGACGAACAAGCAGUCGAGCUUUUUGAAUGGACAGGGAUCGCCGCCACUAGAUCUGAUGCAUUGGACCAGCAGGUCGCUAGCUUGACUUCUCGCUGUCAUAUCGCCGAAGACGCUAUCCGUCAUUUGAAUGAUCAGCUCGAAGAGCUCGUGCGCGCAAAGAGCCAGCACGAGAACCAACUAAUUGCCAAUUUCGUUCAUCUUCUGAACGAGAAAAAACUUAAGAUUCGCAACCAACAACGUCUUCUUGCAUCUGCAAAUGCGAAUCCUGUUCGAGUUUCCGAAAUACAAGCUGUUACAUUGGAGAAAUCUGACGCAGCUGCUGGGAAGAAUCGCCACGGGAAACGCGGUGCGCCCACUGCCAGUGAUACUAGUGGGGAUUCUGAUGAUGGGUUUGAGCGAAUGGACAUGGACCGAAAGGGAGUAGAGGAUAUCAUCAACGAUCAGGACACAGACAAUGGGCGCUCAACACCCCAACCAUUGGAGGAAGAAGAACAAAGUACAACAGACGACGAGUUCGAUCGACCACCCACCGGGAAAGGAUAUCCCCAAGCAGCCCCCGCCCUCAAACGUUCAUCGCCAAAGGAGGCGCCCCCUCGAAGAGAAUUACCCUUCACCAGGAGGACAAGGCCAACCAACGAUGCCGAAACCUCAGGAGAGACGGACGAUGACGAGCUUUAA
Molecule: messenger RNA, 1086 nt
Organism: Penicillium alfredii
Lineage: Eukaryota; Fungi; Ascomycota; Eurotiomycetes; Eurotiales; Aspergillaceae
Exons: 4
Coding region: 1-1086 (361 amino acids)
Biological process (GO): DNA recombination; double-strand break repair
Cellular component (GO): nucleus
Molecular function (GO): DNA binding
Source: RefSeq, a predicted model, not a curated record